AUGAACGUCCCUCUUUCAAGUGCCGUCGAAUACCUUUACGAAGAAUCAGGCAUUCUUUUGAAAAUGGCAGUAUUCGUACUGUUUAUCUAUGCUCUUCUUCCAAAGCCUACCUACAAAACAAAUGUCAAGGUUCCCACAAUCAAGUUUGUGAGCCCUUGGCUUCCAGAAAUCUUCAGUCGUCUGCUUUUCAAUUCCUACGCGCCAUCCGUAAUCUACGGUGGAUAUGCUAAGUACAAAGCGUCUGGUUAUAAGAUUUUAAAGCCUGAUGGAGACCUUGUUGUUCUCCCAACUAAGUAUGUCGAAGAACUUCGGCAAUUGCCGGCAUCAACCUUGAAUGCCCUGGAGGCAACAUUUUCGGAUCAUGUUGGCGAAUACACGACUAUUCUGACAGACAGCCACCUGCACACCGAGACGAUACAAAAGCGAUUGACUCCGGCAAUCGGGAGACUCAUCCCGAGAAUUACCUCCGAGUUGGAAUAUGCGUUCCAAGUCGAACUGCCGAGUUGUGAGGAUCGCUUUGUUGCAAUCAAUUCAUACGAAGUAUUCCUUCGUCUCGUUGCUCGGGUGGGUGCUCGCAUAUUCAUCGGCGAUGAGCUGUGUCGCGAGGAAAAAUGGAUUGAAGCUUCAAUCGAGUACACCAAGAACAUAUUCUUAACCAUUGCCUUGAUGCGCCCUGUGCCUGGCUUUCUCCAUCCCAUAGUCGGACGGAUGCUUCCCAGCAGUCGACGCCUCGACAAGCAACUGUCAUACAUUCAAAGCGAACUUCUCGGUCCUCUGAUUGCCAAGCGCCGAAAUAUGGAGGCAACCUCCGACCCUCAUUAUAAAAAACCUGAUGAUUUUCUUCAGUGGAUGAUGGACCUGGCAAAGACGGAGACAGAGUCACAACCUUCCAAUCUGGCUCAUCGGCUGCUUGGCCUGACAAGUAUGGCCGUCGUCCAUACCAGCGCAAUGAGUAUGACCCAUAUCUUGUACGACCUUCUAGUGAUGCCGCAAUGGAAAAAGCCGUUACUCGACGAGGUUUUGACCCAACUUCCCGAAUGGGGAAGCAUUUCCCAAGCCAACCUCAACAAUCUCAAGAUUAUGGACAGCUUCUUGAAAGAAUCACAGAGGUUCAACCCUCCUGGUGAACUCUCCUUCCACCGCGUCGUGAAACAGGAUCUGACUUUAUCUGAUGGACUGUUUCUUCCCAAAGGGACUCAUAUAUGUAUGGCGUCGGGUCCCAUUUCGCGUGAUCCCGACGUGAUUGAAAACCCGGCAGCUUUUGAUGCAUUCCGCUAUACGAAGCAAAAUGCCCAAACCUCAGGGUUUGUGAGCACGGGUUCUCAGCACAUGCAUUUUGGCCUAGGUCGAUAUGCUUGCCCCGGGAGAUUUUUUGCAUCCUUCGUAAUGAAGUUGGUACUCAGUCGGUUUUUGAUGGAUUAUGAGUUCAAAUUUGCCCCCGAUCAAACAAAACGACCGGAUAACUUGCUGAUUGGGGAUAAAAUUGUCCCAAAUGUAUCGACGGCAAUAUUCAUCAAGAGAAGGGCUUCUUCGAUCUAG
Messenger RNA from Penicillium brevicompactum, 1539 nucleotides. RefSeq names its product cytochrome P450. NCBI's taxonomy places the organism in Eukaryota, Fungi, Ascomycota, Eurotiomycetes, Eurotiales, Aspergillaceae. The record is from RefSeq and is a predicted model, not a curated record. Gene Ontology annotation, molecular function: iron ion binding; oxidoreductase activity, acting on paired donors, with incorporation or reduction of molecular oxygen; heme binding. The transcript has 6 exons. The coding region runs from base 1 to 1539 and encodes 512 amino acids.